Molecule: messenger RNA, 726 nt
Organism: Triticum urartu
Lineage: Eukaryota; Viridiplantae; Streptophyta; Magnoliopsida; Poales; Poaceae
Source: RefSeq, a predicted model, not a curated record
CCAGCCAGCGAGACCACCGCGUCCCGGUCCCGAUCCCGGACGUAUCCGGCCAUGACUACGCGUACGUUUCCUCCCACGCGUGCCUUCUGGAAGGGACGAUCCCGUCCCGUGGAUUGGUUGCCCGAAGCGGGGCCGCGCAUGCCCCUAUAAAGCCCCGCCAUUCUCGCCCCGACUGACCGCAGGAGAAGCUUUUUGUUCGUCUCUUGAUCGAGAUCGUCUUUGAUGGAGCGCAAGAACUCGUUCGGCUCGUCGUGGGCGGACCAGUGGGACUACGGCAGCGACCCGGCCCCGCGGGCCGGCGGGAAGAAGCAGGGCGGCGUGGAGAAGACCAAGGCGGCCGCGGCCACGGGGCUGAAGAAGGUGAAGGAGGGCACCGCGCACGGCUUCCAGUGGAUCAAGGGCAAGGUGCAGAAGAAGAAGCAGGGCGCCGCCGGCGCCGGCGACGACGCGGCCGCCGGGUAUUAGGCAGCCAGGCUCGGCUGAUCCCUGGAGGAUGGAAUGGAUGGAUGGAACGCCGAUCGAUCGAUCGGCCGAUCUGUUGGUUUCUUGCGUCGUUUAAUUGGUUGUGUACAUAUAGUUUUUGCCGUUCUUCGAUUCAGGCUUUGCACCACCACGUAGUAGAUCAGCGAUCGUUUUAGAUCUCUGCUUAUUGAUUGGUUCUUUCUUCUUCCUUGUGUCCUGUUCUCGAUCGAUCCGAUGAAAUUUGCUGCUGAUUAGUUUCGUCCA